GCUGAGUCAGCUGAUCAUUUGGUCACGUGACUCACCCUGACUGAGGACAGGAAGCAAAAUGCCUGAUGUGUAUGGAGGAGUGGAAGGGGGUGGGACACACUCCAAAGUGGUCCUGAUCUCAGAGGAUGGACAGAUCCUGUGUGAGACGGACGGCCCCUGCACCAAUCACUGGCUGGUUGGUACCGACAAGUGCUUGGAGGCCAUCAAUGCCAUGACGAUAGAAGCAAAGAAGAAAGCUGGCCUAGACCCUCAGCACCCCCUUAAAUGCCUGGGAAUGUCUCUGAGCGGAGGGGAGCAGAAGGAAGCCAUUAAGAACCUGAUGGAGGAGAUGAAAAGACGCUUCCCUCAAGUCAGUGAACACUUACACAUCAGUAAUGACACGCUUGGCGCCAUGGCGACCGCUACGCGGCACGGCGGCGUGGUGCUGAUAUCGGGGACCGGAUCCAACUGCAAACUGGUGAACCCAGACGGGUCGGUGGUUGGCUGUGGGGGAUGGGGACACAUGAUGGGAGACGAGGGAUCAGCGUACUGGAUCGCACAUUUAGGCAUGAAGACCGUGUUUGAUGCCACGGACAAUCUUGCGGAGCCCCCGUACGAUAUCGGCUAUGUGCAGCAGGCCAUGUUCACCUACUUCCAGGUGUCUAAUCGGCUGGGAAUCCUGACCCACCUGUACAGGACCUUCGAGAAGAGCAAGGUCGCCGGGUUCUGCCUGCAGAUAGUACAAGGCGCUGAGCAGGGGGAUCCUCUCUGCUGCUUCUUACUCCGACGAGCUGGUGAGGUCCUCGCCCGUCACGUUGUGGCCGUUCUACCGAAGAUAGACCAGGCACUUUUUCAGGGUAACCUGGGCCUUCCUAUUCUGACCGUGGGCUCCGUGUGGAAGAGCUGGGAGCUGAUGAAAGAUGGUUUCAUAGGCGUGUUGGACGGAGCCCGUAGGAGCCACGCAGGCAGCGCUUUCACCCGUUUCAGUCUCCUGAGACUCAAGCAGUCGUCGGCGGUUGGUGGAGCCAGUCUUGGAGCCAAGAACAUAGGACAUGAAAUACCUCUCAACUACGAAGCCAACGUUGAUGUCUACUACACACAUUCCUUUCAGUAGAUCCUGAAGGACCUUUUUUAAAUCCCAACUUUUUAUAGAAGAUAUCGAUUUUUUUUGUUUUUUUUUAGAAAUAGCCAUUUGCUAUACUAGGGCAGGGUUUCAGGUCAUCUGAAUAUAACAAUCGGUGCAUCGGCCGGAGAUAUUGACAGAUGGCCUGCUCCGUUGCACAAGGACACAGGCUUUCCAUCCGACGCAGAGGACCACUGGGCCGGCUUCUGGACAUAUAAGGGGCCACGUGUUGCGUAGGACACCGGCUCGCCUUAAAGCCCAGCAAUGUGAUAAUGUCAGGUUUCCGAGCCCUUUUUUCCGCACCUGUCGUCAAAUUACAUUUCCCGUUAACCCUAAGUUUAAAGUUCAGGAAAUAAGGCGUGGGAUUCUAACUCCCACCAUCCUCGGAGAAACCCUGGCUGCAGCCUAUCAAGCCGAUCAUUUUAUGGUCUGGCAGAAAGUACUAUUUCUUCGUUUUAUUUUUUUUAUUGUCACUGUGGUCUUAUAUUAAAGAUGGGGUUUCAUAAAAA
Molecule: messenger RNA, 1611 nt
Organism: Spea bombifrons (plains spadefoot toad)
Lineage: Eukaryota; Metazoa; Chordata; Amphibia; Anura; Pelobatidae
Gene: NAGK
Product: N-acetylglucosamine kinase
Exons: 10
Coding region: 59-1093 (344 amino acids)
Molecular function (GO): N-acetylglucosamine kinase activity
Source: RefSeq, a predicted model, not a curated record